UCUUCCUUUUCAUCACAAGAUUCUCAUUUCUCCUUUCCUUUCUUCUUCUCCUUCCUCUUCUUCCUCUUUUCACAAGAUCACGAGCGAAGCUAGAUACGACACCUUUUCAUCGACGAAGAGAACACUGAUGGAAUUGCUAUCCGAUGCUUUGUUUGAUUGUUCAGAAAACUAAUAAGAAAAAUCGGAAAACGUGGUACAGAAGCCGGACAAUCGGUGGAAGAAAUACGUAUAUAAGGAAUUUUUUCUUCUAAUAUUAGGAAAAUUACAAAUACCAUUUCGAUUCUGAGGUGUUGUGGAGUUAGAAUUUUGAAUAAUUAUACGCUGUUUUACGUGAUUGGUGAUUUUUUUUUCAUUGGUUCGAGGGGGCGUGGUUGGUGAUUGUUGAUCGGUGGAAGGAAGAGAGACUGAGGGGUAAUUUAAGGGUUUGAGUGGAGAAGGGAUGGACUGCAGGGUGUUGUGUGCGGCUGCGGCAGCCGCGGGGGCAGGGGAGUGGUGGAAGACAAGAGGAGGCGUGGGGCAGAUCGGAGGUGCCUUCAGCCACGAAAGCGAGCACGACCUAGCUCUCAUGGUCAGCGACUUCCUCGAGAACGGCGGAAGCGGGGGAGCUGAGUCCUGGUGUAGCAGCGACAGCGACUCGGGAUUCUCCGAUCUCGCUCACCAAGUGGACAAACUAUCGUUUUAUAAGCCCUCAGGGGUCCAGUUUGAGAGUGACCUGCUGUCUGUGGUUCAUUCUCUUAUGCUAGCUAUCAACAGUACAGACCUUCACUUCGUCAAGUCGAGUCCAUGCAAUGCCAGCUGUAUCAGAUUUUCUCUUGUAAAGCUCUUGAGACUUUCUGGUUAUGAUGCUGCUGUAUGCUUGUCCAGGUGGCAGGGUAGUGGCAAAGUGCCUGGAGGGGAUCACGAAUAUAUUGAUGUGGUGAACUAUAAUGACAGCGGAAACUCUGAGCGUUUGAUCAUCGAUAUUGAUUUUCGAAGCCACUUUGAAAUUGCUAGAGCAGUUGACUCUUACAAUAGAAUAUUGAAAGCACUGCCUGUUGCUUAUGUGGGCUCCCUAGCACGGCUGAAACAGUAUCUCCAAGUCAUGGUUGAUGCUGCUAGGUCUUCUCUCAAGCAAAACUCGAUGCCUCUUCCUCCAUGGAGAUCUCUUCCUUAUUUGCAAUCAAAGUGGCUUUCCCCUUGUAAGAGAAUGUUCAGUCCCGACGGAAAGGGUUUUAAUGGCAAUGAUCCUUCUGAUCAUAAACUGUGCUGUGGACACUUGAAAAGACUGCAGUCAUUGAUACAUUCAGAAACAGAAGAAUGCUUUUUGAAGCCAUUGAAUGGUGACAAUAACAGGAGGCCAAAGCUUGAGAGGCGGAGGCACUCAUUGUUCAGGACGCAUUGAAGUUUACAGAUAUUCACCUGGAGGUGCAAGUCACUUUCAUGAGAGAGUAAUUGUGUAUUGCGACUUUCUUGUUCAGUGAUUCUUUUUACCAGAUACCGAAUAAGGUUCUUAUAGGAAACUACGGUACAAUAACUCAUUAUAUAGUAAGCUGGAUAAAGCUGAUUCUGUUUGUCUGAGGUUGGAAAUUUCAUUUACUUGUGCACUAGCAACAAGUGACAACAUUGGUUUUUGGGAACUGCUGCGCGGCCUCAACAGUCUUGACAGCACCAUAGCCAGUCGGAACUUUGUUGUGGUGCAUCAACCUAUAAGUUGUGCUAUUUUCCCCCUCCUCUCCUCUUAUUUUCCCCUUUUUUUCAUUAUAUUGAUUCAUUCCUUGCCUCUUAUUUGACGGGCCUAGGAAAUUUCGGUCUUACUUUUCUUGAAUGGUUUUUGAACUUCGUUUUUGAGCAUGUCUUUUAUUGGAGUAAAUGUUGGACAGUAUAAUAAAAUUGAUUAGCAAGCAUUAUGUAUUUGGGUUUGUUAUUGUGAAA
Messenger RNA from Tripterygium wilfordii, 1911 nucleotides. RefSeq lists its product as uncharacterized. The coding region runs from base 440 to 1381 and encodes 313 amino acids. NCBI's taxonomy places the organism in Eukaryota, Viridiplantae, Streptophyta, Magnoliopsida, Celastrales, Celastraceae. The transcript has 3 exons. The record is from RefSeq and is a predicted model, not a curated record.